Mugil cephalus (flathead mullet) is the source of this 11802-nucleotide messenger RNA. Its product is annotated as zinc finger homeobox protein 3-like. Gene Ontology annotation, biological process: brain development; regulation of transcription by RNA polymerase II; regulation of neuron differentiation. The record is from RefSeq and is a predicted model, not a curated record. Lineage: Eukaryota; Metazoa; Chordata; Actinopteri; Mugiliformes; Mugilidae. Gene Ontology annotation, molecular function: zinc ion binding; RNA polymerase II cis-regulatory region sequence-specific DNA binding; DNA-binding transcription factor activity, RNA polymerase II-specific. The coding region runs from base 421 to 8859 and encodes 2812 amino acids. The transcript has 11 exons. Gene Ontology annotation, cellular component: nucleus.
AAUUAGCGGUGUCUGCGCAAUUACGCACAUGCGCACUGGGCGUAAUCUCAGCCAUUUUUUGAAGGAAACUAAUUAGCAGGAAUAAAGAGCCAAGUGUUUUUCCUCCCACAGUGAUCAGAACUCAUUCUACCUCUGGAGCUCGCACAAACCCCUCCGUCCCCCAUCUUCUGUUUACUACAGCCUAUAUGUAGCUUUAAUUACACUGUUGUUUGGUAACAACUUGGACCCCGCUGCUCUCUCUCCCUCUCCCCGUUUUUUCCCCUCCUGGCUCCGUAAAAACGCAGAGGAUCAUUCAUAAGGAAUGAGUGGGCUCUCUAUACGAUUGUUUUCUGGACUACUACACAUUCAGCGUACGGAGCUUUGUACCAGAGUCGCUGCAGAGAUGUGGGGCAGUAAUGCGUGGCAGCUGUAGCCUCUGGUAUGGACAGCGGUGAGGGAGGAGGAGGGGAUGGAGGGGGAGGAGAGGAGCGAGAUGCUGACCUCAGUCCCCAGGCUUUAUCUCUUCCUCUCCUGACCCUGGCGGUCAUUCCUGAGCAGGGGUCAUCCUCUCAUACCUCAGCCAUGGCCCCUGCCAAAGAGCCCAUGACCCUGCCUCAGCGUGAGGAGGAGGGUGCAGAGGGGUCCCAGGCUAGAGAAGAGACCCGGGGUAGUGAGCAAAAAGAAGGAGGCCUACACUCGCAGGAGAAUGGAGCGCGUCAAAAGCAGGGGAUGAAGGAAGACUUUGGGGAGGGCUAUUUGUCAGGGCAAAGGAAGGAAGAAGGGGAGCUUCAUGUAGGUGUGGGAGAGGCAUCAGUUGCAGGGGGCCUCCCAGCAGCCCUCAUCAGCAGAGGCGGAGAGGAGGAGAAGGAAGAGGAGGAGGCCAUCUCAAACCAAAGCCAAACCAAAUCCAAAUGUUCUUUAUUACCUCAACAGAGCCAGCACAGCUCUUCUUCCAGCACUGCAAAAGCCAGUGGCACACUCGACAGCAAAAUAGCCGCCUCUCCAAAGCCCUCCCCCACUUCUUCCCAGUCUCCAAAGCCCUCCCCCUUUUUCCCCAUCUCUCCAAAGCACUUCAAUUGUCCGUCCUCUUCUUCUGCCCUGCUGAGCGAGACAGAGGUAAAAGACAUUAAGGGAGAUCAGGGCUGGAUUUCUGGGUUUUCUCAGAGCUUUAGAUCCCAGCAGUCUUCUCUGGCUUUUCCGCUGGCAGGUACGGAACCUGCCAGUACACCUGCUGAUGAUGAUGGGCCGGCAGGGGUUCCUCAUUCUUCCAUUUCCAAUGGAGAUGGUGCCAAAGCUCCAGAACCAAAUGACAACCAGCUAGACAUGGAGGUGGAUGAUGAGAGAGACAAAGAAGAUGAACAGAAAGAAGCUGUCCUUAAAAACCUCAACCAAGACCUCUCUCCUAAUUCACUGACUAGUCACAUGACCAUAAUGCACUCACGCAAUUCCUGCAAGACCCUGAAAUGCCCAAAGUGUAACUGGCAUUAUAAGUCUCAGCAUACACUGCAAGUCCACAUGAAGGAGAAACAUCCAGAGACGGGAAGCCAGUGUGUGUGUGGCACCUCUGGGGGAAAGUGUGUGUGUGGUGGCGCAACACGGGGAGUAUGUGGAUACUGCAGUUCGGGAAAACCUCAUCCUCGCCUAGCCCGAGGUGAAACCUACGCCUGCGGGUACAAGCCCUACCGCUGUGAGGUGUGUGACUAUGCUACCUCAUCGAAAGGCAAUCUCAGCAUACACAUGCAGUCCGACAAACACCUUAACAAUGUUCAAAAUGGUGGGCAUCCAAAUGGCCACAUGCACACCUCUCCCAUUACCAACAACGGCAGCUCCUCCAACGGUCAUGCAGUGGAUGAGCAGCCGUACACCAAGGUCCCAGUUUCUAUUCCCACGCCUACAACGCAGUCCGCCAAGCUCACGCCGCCCACACACUCGCACUCACACGGUAAGCGGUGGCGGUGUGACGUGUGCGACUAUGAGACCAGCAUUGCCCGCAACCUGCGCAUACACACAACCAGCGAGAAACACACACACAACAUGCUGCGGCUCCAGAGGGGUUACUACCUGUCUCACUGCAGGAGUCUUGCCCCGCAGUUUAAACACCUACAAAGUGCAGGUGCUGAGCUCUCCUUGAACAUGAGACUGACCAGUCAACAAGUUGCAGAACAACCAGUCACUCUCGGGUCUGCGCUGACUCCUUCUCCGUCCCCCUCACCAUCCCCACCUCCGGCCCCAUCUCUGUCCCCCACUGGACCCCUGUCCCAGGGCGUGUUCCAGUGCCUUGUUUGCUCCUGCUUUUCAUCCGACAGCUUAGAGUCUGUGGAACAGCACCUGAAUGCUCCCCGCUCCUUGCCCCAGUCUGAGUGGUGCUCCCUAGUCACAGGUGGUUGCCACUGCAGACUGUGCGGCUACACCACCCCGCUGAGGGCUAACUUCUCCUUGCACUGCCAGACUGACAGACACCGCACCCGGUACCAGCUUGCUGCUCACCUGCAGGAGGGCGGAGACAGGGGUCAGGAAGGGGCUGCUCUCGUUGCUAAGGGCAACCCCGUCCAGCUGAGGUGCAACCUGUGUGACUACGUGACCAGCAGUUUGGAGAAGCUACGGGGGCAUUCCCUCAGUUCACACCAUGAGGCAAGCGUCCGGGUUUACAGAUUCCUGCAACAGUAUGAUGGUGAGGUUGAUGGAGGUUCGUGGCUGUUCCAUUGUCUUCUAUGCAACCACUCCUCCUCUUCUAAACUCCAAGUACUGAAACACAGCCAAACCCCAACCCAUCAGCAGAGGGAAGGGCUACUACAGCUGCAGCCAAUGGGCGGAGAGGAGUUGGCCGCCAUUUUUACCAUCAGGAAAAGCCGUGAUUGUGUCACAGAAGAGCUCGGUGACGAUAUGGAAGCUUCCAGUGAGACCAGCACUGGUCCUUUGGACACAACCAAAGACACAUGUAACUUGGGGACAAAGAAGAAUUCGAAUGAGACUGAAGAGACAAAGGGGGAGGAACGAGAGAAGAGGGAGUCGGUACCCUCAGUUAAGCGUCCAUCUUCUGGAUGCGGGGAAAUGGAAAGCUCCAUCUCAGCCAAACGCCCCCGAACACACCAGCAAAAUGAGAACCAGCAGACUGUCCAAUGCCCUUUGUGCCAGGUUAAACUCUCAUACGUACACCUUCGACAGCAUCUCACGCAUGUUCACAGUGUGGCGCAGGACUGUGUAGACAAGCUCAUCAGCACAGUCGCACCAUCCGUGGAACAACUGCAGCCUCAGCUGGAGACGGAACUACAGACAGACUUGGACACAGAUGAUAUUCAGAAAAAAAAUACGAAGAAUAAAAAUGGGAACGGUGCCCUGACCGAUUCACCGAAAAAUAAAGGCAUUUCAGUGGAGAACACUGAGGAAGACGUCGCCGCACCCAAAGAUGUCACAGCUCUUCUCACCCCACCCCUAGAAGACAACACCACUCACCCUUCCAAUGGCAGACUAGCUCCUCAGUCCCCGACUCAGAUCCCCCCCUCUUCACCACCCACCUCCCCUCCCAGCGAACCGCCUCCCCUCUCAGAUCGUCAUGGUUACCGGUUCCGUUGCAGCAGGUGCAGCUUGGCGUUUCCCACUCAGGAGAAGCUCCAGCUGCACUGGCAGUACCAUGCCAUGAGGGCGGCGACAGAGUGCCCCCUCUGUUCUAGACAAUGCCGCAGUCAGGAGGCCCUGCAGAGACACAUGCAGAACACACACUCACAGCUGGACAACACACAGGGAUUGAAUACACUCUUGCCACCUCAUACUGUGCAAUACAUGGAGCAGAAUACAAAUUCAGUUCAGCAAGAUUUUAGUCUGUCCCCUCAAGUGGGUCAAGAAGCAGGAGAGGGUGAUGAUGAUGAUGAUGAUGAUGAGAUUAACGAUGAAGCAUUGGGCAUUGAGGGAAAGGAAGAAAAAAAUGAAGAAAUUAAAAUUAAAGAGAAGGAUGUGGUCUCCGAAGAUGAUGGAGGUGAGGAGGAUUUGACAAAACCAGAUAAAAAGCCACUUGAGGAGAUAGAUUCAGAACCUAGUUUGAGCUCUCUUGUCAAAAAGAGCUCUAACCCCUCAUUAGACCGUUAUCUGGAUCCAUCCCGACCCUAUAAAUGCACCAUAUGUUCUGAGUCUUUUACACAAAAAACGAUUCUUCUAGUCCACUAUAACUCUGUGUCCCAUCUCCACCGGGCCAGACGAGCCAUGCAGGACUCUGGCACAAGUGUUGCUUCUUCAGAGGCUCCCCGUGGUCCAGAUCCUAGACCCUACCGCUGCCGAUUGUGUGGUGUGGGCUACAGUCAGAGCUCCACAUUGGACAUACAUCUUCGCUCUGUCCUUCAUCAAACUAGAGCUCGUGCUGCUCAAAACCCAGCUCAACAGACCCCAGCAUCUACUGCAACUGUUCCAGUGUCAGCCCCCACCGCUGCUACGCAGACUACUAACACCAGAGACGAGAAAUCCAAGAGUUUGUCUCUCACAAAGAAGCCAGGCUUGCUAACUGAGGCCCAACCAACCGUCUCGAACACAAUAGACAGCCAGCAUGCUAAAAAGAGAGUGGCAGAGCUUCUAGCAUCAAGGAACCAGCUAAUGCUAAUACAACAGCAGCAGAUAGCACAGGCACAAGUUCAAGCUCAGUUACAACAGCACACAGCUUUGCUCCAGUCUCAAACGAUGCAGCAUCUUUCUUUACCAGAGAAUCUCCUUAAACAACACUUCUCCUUGGCACCGGACAAUUUGUUUUCUCUGCAGCAGCAACUUCUUCUGCCCUUUUACUUGUCAGGAGACAUGAAUCUUAACACAGAAUUAAAUGUUAAGAGCCCAGAACUUAGUCACUUAGUAUUGACCAACUCCAUCCCGAAAGAUCAGGUUAAGGCAGAGGCUGAAAGGGAGCCUCAAGCAAGUGAGAAACAAACCCAGAAACAAAGUUCAAAUUUGUCGGUCAACCACCCAAAAGAUUUGUGUUGUGAAGCCAAGGUUGAUACAGUUUGUGGUGGGCCCUCCAUCAACCAAAUGGGAAGAGAACACAGCACUUCUAGUCUUGGAGAAGAAAAAGGCAAAAUGCAUGUUCCUAAUGUUAAGAAUGAGAGUCAGAAGGAGGAAGGGGCAUCUUCUUCAUUUAACCUUCUUGGACCACAGUGUCCUCCUCCUAGAGUGCCAUAUGCUGCUGCAAACGGUGAACCUCUUAGAACACUGUUGCAGAGUUAUGGCUAUGAGUUGGCACUGCAGUAUAUACAAAGUAGACACAGGCACCAGCAGCAAAUAGCAACUCAAAUAAUACUAAAUAAGCAAGAUUUCUCUGACAUGAACAAGGCAGAAGAGGAGGAAAAAGAUGAGUUUAAUAAAUUACAUAACAGAAAUAUGGAAGACAUUACCAAGGAUAACAAAGGAGUAAAAGUUAAUGGAGUGAAUGAUAGCUUCCCACCAGAGAACAACCAACACAAAGACAAAGAAUUGGCAAACAAUGGGAAAAAGUGCUGUGAAAAGGGAGAGAAGUGUAGAGACUGUGGCAAGUUUUUUUCAGAUGCCUUGAUUUUAAAAAGCCACCAGGAAUACAUCCAUAGCAUGGUGUUCCCCACUGCUGCACUGGAGAGGUUUUCCAGAGAAUACAGGCUGCAGUAUGACCAAAUGUACCCACUCGCUCAGUCUAAAUCUGCAGAGAAUUCAGCUGUUUGCACCCAAGCUGCAACUCCAGCUCUGGCAACGUGCUCAGAAUCAGAUGCAGGAAUGGAACCAGUUAAGUCUGAAGUGGAAACCCUUGAAGCUCCCCCUUUACCACUGGUUUCAGAUCCCAAGGCUAAAACUACAGCUACAACUACAGACCUAACGCCCACUAUCCCUGCUCCUCCUUCUCCUCCUUCUCCCUCUCAACCUCAAGACUUUCCAAAACAAGAGGUCCCCAUCCCGAGCACAUCUUCUACAGCUACUUCUGAAACCAUAUCCCCCAUACCUCUUCCCUUACCUAAAAUACCAAUGCUCCCUCUACCGUUGCCUCAGCUUCCUAUACCGUCACUGCCCUUACCAAAGCUUCCAUUACCACCAAUUCCUUUCCCCAUGGAGCUGCCUCUCCUCCCUCCAGUUGUAAUGCAGUCUAUGUCCCUCCAACCCCAGUCUUGGUUAGACUCAAGUGUGAAUCCUGAGCUGGCAAAACUGUACCAGUCUCAACUUAACCCAGCUUUGCUAGGGCAACAGCCACAGCUUAAUACGGCUCUGCUUGCCCAGCAACCUCAGCUCAGCCCAGCCUUGUUAGGUCAACCUCCACAGCUCAAUCCUGCAUUGCUGGGUCAACCAUCCCAACCUAGCCCCAUCCAGACAGGACAGCAAAGCCAAGAGAGCCCCUCAAUACUUGAACAACAGCAGAGUAAGAGAACCCGAACCCGAAUAUCUGAAGAGCAACUGUCUGUUCUAAGAAAACACUUUGAUAUCAGCAGUCUCCCCAGCGAUGAAGAGAUGAACAAAAUGUCUGCUCUUUCUGGUCUGCCUCACAAAGUCAUCAAGCACUGGUUCCGCAACACCUUAUUUAAAGAGCGCCAGCGAGACAAGGAUUCCCCUUACAAUUUUAAUAACCCCCCUACCACAGCCCUGGAGGAGUCCAGAGAGGAAGUAGUGCAAAAUCAGCCUCUUACACUUUCACCGUGUUCACUGUCCCCAGGACUUCCGACUAACACCUCUCCACAGCCCCAGACAAUGGACCAGUAUAGAGGAGAGUCCCACAGGGGCAAACGCUCUUCUAGAACCCGCUUCACAGAGCAACAGCUUGAGACUUUGCAGGGGGUGUUUGAGGCCACUCCUUACCCCAGAGAGGAGGAAUAUGACAGGCUAUCUGCUCUGCUGUCUCUCCCUAACAGAGUCAUCGUUGUAUGGUUCCAAAAUGCUAGGCAGAGAGCACGUAAAAACCAAGACCGCGGGACAGAUGAUGGAUUGGAGGGGAAGAACCAGCUUGAUAAGAUACGCAAACACAGAAAUGGCCACUACAAGAAUGAUGAUGAUAAUCAUGAUAACAGCGGUGAGGAUGAAGGACAAGGUGACUCUCAGAAUGAAAACUCCAUGGAUCUGACUUAUGAGUAUUAUACCCACCCUGACUCCCCUGGCCUUGAUUCUUCCACUCAUUGUACAGAAAGUGAGCCUCUAACCACCAAUGGAGAACCUGCUACAAGGAAACAAGAAGAUAAAACAACCUCUUCACAGGCCAACGACAGCCAAGCUCCUGUUAAUACUCAAAGUGGAAUUUCGGAUGCAGACAUCCACCAUAAAGAGUCUGUUCUGACCAUGAAAUCGGGGUCUUGUCUGAAACCUGAGGCCAUGAUUCCGCCACAAAUUGCUCCAGAAAGACCCCAGCCUCUCGCUGCCUCUUCUUCUCAAAACCAAUUACCCGCCAUGUUGUCUGUGUCUCAUUCAGAGCAGGAGCGUACACACAGUCCUCUUUCUGAUCAAGCCCUUGAAAAGUCUGGUGAUGCAUCAACCAACCACCCUCCUGCUCCCGAGUCAGAAACAAGCCACACUCAGCUGCCUGAUGCCACAGCUUGCCUGUCCACCGAAACACAACCACAAUCCCAGCUCCAAACUCAGGCUCAGUUCCAGUGCAGCCUCUGCCCAGCAUCCCUGCCAUCAUUCCAGCUAUGGCAAGAACAUCAGACCAGGCAUCUCCUGGCUGCUCAGUCCCAGGUGCAGCUCCUCCACUCUGGCUUCACAGACCGAACCAUGCCUUACAUGAUGCUACAUCCCAACCACACCUUAAUGGCCAGCCAAAUGCUGUCAGGCGCUAUGUCCCAGAUCCACCCUAAUCCCACACACUCUCUGAUUUCACACUUAAACAGCCUACAAAUGAAGAACACACUCUCUGAUCACUCAAGCAACAACCUUAACAAUUCCCUGACACAGUUAAAGCAGAGUACAAAGCACAUAUCAGAGACCAGUUUUGAGGGCCAAAGGAGCUGUAGAGACGCUGAGGAGGAACACAGAAGGGAUAAACGUCAGAGAACAACCAUCACUCCAGAACAGCUUGAAGUGUUGUAUCAGCGCUACAGCUUGGAUUCUAACCCUACCAGAGGAGUUCUUGAAAGUAUCGCGCGAGAUGUGGGCCUAACAAGACGUGUCGUUCAGGUCUGGUUUCAGAAUACACGAGCAAGAGAGAGAAAAGGACAGUUCCGGUCAAUGGGGCCAGGAUCCAGUUUCAGCUUAGGUUUUAACCAUCUGCGCUGCCCAUUCUGCAGGGCUCUCUUCAAAGUAAAGAGUGCCCUGGAUGCCCACAUGAGGUCACGCCACUGGGCAGAAGCUGAAAGGGCAGGCUACAAUUUAUCAAUGAGUAAUGGAUCCAAUGGGCAGACUGGGAUGUCUAUGCCAUCUGUCACGGACAGACCAGGCCCAUCUAUCUCUUCCCACCAUAUCCCAAAUCUUGGCUGUGUCUUCAGUAACAAAGAGUUAACUAUGAAGCCACCUCUGACUUCUUUGCCUACAAGCACUAAUCUAAACAACCCAGAGGAGGAGGACGACUACGAGGAAGAUGAUGAGGACUACCCAUGUGAGGAAAGUUCCAGUAUGCCUGACCAAGGAUGUCUGAGUCCUGAAGGAUCUGGGGGUCCCAGCUCAGACUGGGGUGAGACACAGUCUCUGCAGCAACACCACCACCACCAGCAGCAGCGCCAGAGGACACAGAUGAGCCACUUCCAGGUACUCCAGCUCAAAGACUUCUACAGGAGCCACCGCACACCCAACCGUCACGAGUGUGAGACACUGGGCCAAGAGCUAGGACUGCCUCACCGUGUGGUGCAGGUGUGGUUCCAGAAUGCAAGAGCUAAGGAGAAGAGGGCCAGGAGCCUGAGCUCUGACACUGCUGAGAGGGAGCAGGCUGAGCUGUCAGCAGGGGCAGGGGAGAGAGACAGAGCAUAGAGAGGCAGGCUGCUUCCUUCGACUAUGUUCUCACCAAAAUCCCUCCUGCAACUGCUGUCAACCUUGAAAUAUAUACCCUGUCCACUUGCUGCCAAACCUGUAACCUGAACAGCCCAAAGAUGCAGAGCCGCACUGGCCCAAAGAGAAACUCUCUCAAAUGAUAAUAGCAGAGAGCCCAAACCAAGUCCUCUCCACCACAGCUUUUUCCUCUUUUCAUAUUGUUCCCAAACUCUCUCCUGGGUUGUCUUAUCUUGAAAAGAGCUCCUCUCCCUAGUCUGUCAGACACCUUACUACAACCAAACACCACCUUGAUAAAAAAAAAAAAGCAACCAGAUGCCACAGAGGCCAAAGAGCAUUCUCCAAGUAUGUGACCUCACUGCCCAGCUAGACCUGCAGUCUACCUCUCAGUCUGCAUGACAGACUCACAGUGGGCCCUCCACCAGACAGUGCUAGAUGACUAGCUGUGUAGCAUGUAGUGCCAGCCUAUACAAGGCUGGAAAAGAAAUUGUCAAAGAGAUUUUAGUGUAAAUAGAGAGCUCCAAAAAAUAAACUUGAAGCAAAACAAAGCCGUUGACAGUGGAAGAAGAAGAAGAAGAAGAAAAAACAACAGAACAAUGUCCUUGAAAUACACAGGGAUAUUUGCAUAGAGCUUUUGUAAAGACUGACUCAGAUUCCAAAGCUCAUAACCAAAAUUUUACAUGUCUGUGGAUUUAGUUUGAACAUGUUUGUUUUCAAUAACAAACUGCAGAGCUGACGUCUGUAUGGUGAUGGGGUGAGAUCUGCAACUGGCAUACUUUAGGUAAGCCGAGUACCAAUAGACUGACACGGUGCUUGACUGCAGUUCCACCCUUCAAAAGCCAAUGAUAAGUCUUCUGUUGUACAUGUACUCCUUCUAUGUUCCUUUAGUGGAUAACAGCCCAAAUAGCACAGAACGCAAAGGCCAGUUUGUCCUGAAUGGGGCAAACUAUUUUUUUAUAGCACUCAACCAUUAUACUGUAUAUGAAAACUUUAACCAAACUCAAAUUUACAUUGUGUGUGUUUAGUAAUAGUUUCUUAAUAUAAAUCUUAUGGAUUGAGAUAAACUGUCUUGCUUCGAUAUAAUAGUGUCAUGAUAAUGAAAAGAUUAUGACAGCUUUGAUAUGUUCAGGCAAGGUGACUACUGCCUUUCCGUUCUAUUUGAAUAUACCAAUGGCUUACCAAUGUUAUGUGAUUAAUGUAAAGCUUUCUAUGCUCAGGUCAACAGCUCAACAUGGCUCCGCUUCAAAUGUGAUCUAAAUACUGUACUUUUCUGUUUUUAAAACAGAAGAGGCCUGGUUUAACCGUGGAGUAAGUAUUGAUAGAUAUCUACACAAACAUCUCUGUAUUUCAAAGAUAUGAGCUUUUCACCUCUGAGUAAUAGAUUGUUACAAAAAAAAACUUAUUAAAACUAAAGUGUUUAAUAGUGUGAGGGGUAAAUGUACAGUAUUUAGCUUUUGUAUGGUUGACUCGAGACUUCAUUGGAUGUUUGAGACAUAGCUCUCCUUUCCACUUACAGAACGGGAGCUACUGCGCAAAGUUGAAAAAAAAAAAAAACUUCGGAUGUUAUUGAUGUUAUUUUUGUACACUUAAUUUAUUUUCCCUCCUUCUUCCUCCCUACCUUCCACUUUUCUCUCUACCUUUUUCCUCUGUUCAUUUGCAACCAGUCCUUAUUCUAUCUGUAAUAAUGAUAAUAUAACAAUAAUAGCUAAACAAUAAUUAAUGCUUUAAGACAAAAAUCCAAAGACGUGAUAAUACUUUAACCAUAUGACCUACAAAAAUAAGCGCUACUGUUUACUUGACGAUGUAUUGCUGUUUUUAAAGAAGGAAGGAGUCCCUGUAUCUAAGCUACUGUUUUCUGCCUCUCAUAAGCACACUGGAGACUGUAACCAAAACCCCAAACUAGAGCCAUGGCAGUCUGUAAUAUAGCGGUUGAAGAGUUUUACUUCUCUUGAGAAAUGUUCCAGUUUAUUUUUCUUUUAUACCAUAGUGUUGAACUUCAGCCCUUAAGGAUGUCCAGUUUGCUGCUAAUGUACUGUAGUUUCUAACGAUACUGUAGAAAGAUGCAUGCUCUGAUCGCUUUACCACUAGGCUUUAAUGACUACAAACUGUAAUGAUACCUGUGAUGCUGUUGAUAAACUGCUCCUCUGUUACUCUGUUCAAAACAAAAUGGAUAUGUGGGGCUCAAUUCCAUCAAGUUUGUUUUCCAGUAUCUGAUUAUUUACCCCAACUCAUAAGAUAGGAAUGGCUUUUGUGAUAUCAAAAAUCUUUUUUUUUUCCCAAGCCUUCAGUUUCAAAAAACCCUCAUGGGGCAUUAACUUCUCAAUGCUUGUGGAGAUACUGCAUAGUUAUUUGAAGGAGUUCAGCCCCAAAACCUUCCAUUGGCAUGGUGUCUUUCUGUGUUGCGAUGUCUCUAGGCCAUUAGUCCAGCUCAAACAGCUUUGCUGAACUCAGACUGACAUCACAGCCAACUUUUCCAAAGGAUGUGGACUGACUAACUCUGUCGUGUUUUGUUCUUAAACUAACCAAUGUUUACGACAAUACCAAUGAGCUUUCUUCUGUACAGAAAUGUGCAUUCCAAAUACCACAAAGGCAGUUUUUUGUAUACUGAUGAUUUCAAAUUUAAUUUCUCUCGUAUUCUCUUGAUCUUAGUGACUGUAAGAUGUACAUAUUAGAGUCCUCUAUGGUGAAGAGACUCUGUUAUCCUUACUGUAGGUAAAACGAUUCCUUUUCAUUUUUUUCUGGAUAUGUUGUUGCCAUAGUGAUGACCAAAAAGAUACCUGUGAUGUGCACCUGUCCUUAUGUCCUGCUCCAGUGGUUUAGUGUGUCUCUAUACUCUCCCUACCCCAGUUUUCCCCUGCUGGUGUGUGUUUCUCUCCCUUCCCUUGCCCUUACUCCACUGAGCUUAAUAAAGUCUGCUUUGGUGCA